Molecule: messenger RNA, 5314 nt
Organism: Electrophorus electricus (electric eel)
Lineage: Eukaryota; Metazoa; Chordata; Actinopteri; Gymnotiformes; Gymnotidae
Source: RefSeq, a predicted model, not a curated record
CCGAGGUAAACUUGGGAGGAGUUUAAAAAAUUCAAAGACGGGAAGACCAGAUCCAUUCGUUCUGAGCGGUGUUAUCUCUACAGUGCAUAAACGGGCGGACAGGAUUUAGUCGAGCUCGAACAGGUUUUGCCGGAGCUGGUUUUCGCCUUAAAGCUGAAUACAGGGCGGGGUCUUUUUCAGUAACAGGAAUGUAACGCUGCGCGACGUUGGAGAGGGGGAAAUGAGUUUUCCGAGGGUUAAAUAAAAAACGGUUCAAACGGCGACUACGAAUAGCCACCUUAUUAAAGACUCAAAGGUAAGACAAAAUCGUGCCCCCUACUCCAUCAUGGCCCAUCGCUCCCAGUGUUCUGAUGUGGGAAACAACCCUCUGGAUCCUAAUUAUUUGCCACCGCAUUAUUGUGAAGAGUACAGACUGGCUAUAGAUGCUCUGGUGGAAUGUGACAUUGAGGGAUACUAUAGCUUUCUGCAAAAUGCUAAUGUAGUUGACUUCCUGUCAAGGUCCGAGAUUGAGCACAUUAAAAGUACUGUGAAGUUGCCACAAAGUACUGCAUCAAUACCAGAGCUGCCUUACUGUGAUGUGGAUCAAGAUGGCUCGUCAGAUACUUACUGGCCCCUGCACUCUGACUUGGAUGCACCAGGUUUGGAUCUAGGUUGGCCAAUGCCACAGCACAGUUUUGUAGGGCCUACUGAGGUCACAACAUUAGUAAACCCCUCAGAUCCUGAAAUGCCCAGCAUCAAGGAGCAGGCCCGACGGCUCAUUAAAAAUGCACAGCAGGUCAUUGCAGUGGUAAUGGAUAUGUUUACAGAUGUUGAUAUAUUUGCUGAUCUGCUUGAUGCUGCUACACGUCAUGUGCCUGUGUAUAUUCUCCUGGAUGAACAAAAUGCCCAUCACUUUACUGCCAUGGUGACCAGCUGCAAAGUUAACCUGGAUGUGAUACAUAUGAUGCGGGUGAGGACUGUGGCUGGCAUCACAUAUUUUUGUCGCACAGGAAAGUCAUUUAAAGGACAGGUGAUGGACCGCUUCCUUCUAGCUGACUGUAGGGCAGUGCUCAGUGGAAACUAUAGUUUCAUGUGGUCUUUUGAGAAAAUACACCGCUGCAUGGCCCAUCUGUUUCUUGGGGAACUUGUGGCCUCUUUUGAUGAAGAAUUCCGUAUUCUCUUUGCUCAGUCACAGCCACUUGUUGUUGAAAAUGCCUUGGUACCUAUGCCACCUGACAACAUGAGUAAUUACUUAAGUAAUCAGUUUGGAAUAAAAAGGACCCAGUCACUAAGGAACCCCCGUGGAUAUCUUCGCCAUUCUGAGCUCUCCACAUACCCCUUUGGAGACCGCACUGACACUGCACUACCUUUCCGUAGGGAUGACCCAUUUCGCCACACUAUGGAGCCUGGUGGGACUGGUUUGUCUUUGCAAGUGAACAAAUUCAGAAUGCAACAGUCUUUCUUGGAGCAGGGUCGGUCAAUGGUUUCUUCACGUCAGCUAGAGAUGAAUGCCUAUAAAAGGCACAGCUAUGCUGAAGGCACCCAUGAGAGCUACUCCUCUUCUCGACAGUACAUGAAACAUCGUGUCAUGAACAACUUGGAGGAGAUGGAAUCAAAUUACCGGAGAGAACAAUAUUUUUACCAAGGUGAAGGACAAGGACCAGAAAUGGGACGUUACGACCCCCUUCGGAGCUAUGGUCUUCACCAACUAGACCAAUCUUCUGACCCUGUGUAUCCACCUGAACUUGAAGCACCAGGAUGCCACAAUGUCUUAUCCUCAGAAGAUCUCAGCCAUGAUCCAGGAAACAAGCAUCACCAAGGUGGCCUUCACUAUGGACCACAAACCCAGAAAAGGCCCACUGUAGGCCAAGCAUAUGCUUGUCAGAGCUCACCUACUCAACUUCAUCCACCAGACCAUAAGAUGAUGUUUCCCUCUGGAGAGCAGGGGAGACAAUCCCAAGACUCUAGUGUGAAACAGGGAUUAAGAAGCUGGAGAAUCAAUUCUUACCUUAGCACUUGUGAAGAUACUGGAGAAGAGGGCAUGCAACAGCCUAUGGGUGCAGAUGCCUUUGAAGAACCACAACAACAAUCUGAACUGAAACCAUUCUACCCAGAAGCACCAGUGGGUCGCUUCAACAGCAAAGAGCUACCCAAUAUUCAAAGUACACCUAAACUUGAUAUACGGCCUCGCUUUGGUAAACCUGUUUUACCAGAGAAGCAGCAAGAAAAAGAUGUAAACACUGAACAGGCUUCUACAGGAACAGAUUUACAAAUCAAACCAACUACUUCAGCUACAUCACAGACACCAGAAGGAACAGACAGUGAAAGAGAGACCGAUUCAAAAGAAACAAAGGAGUUCAGCAGCAAGCAUGAACCAUUCCGGAGCCGUAUUAACCCAAUGCUGCAAAGGAGCUCACGACUUCGUUCAUCUCUCAUCUUUAGCUCAUCUCAGCUAGAGCAACACAGCUCCAUGCUUAAUCCUGGGGGGAAGCUACAACAGGAUGAGGAAAACAACUCAAUUAGAACCUCUUCCAUUGUAGCAGAGAUUUUGGAAAAGAGAAGGUCACUCUCUAGGGAGCCUUUUGAUUGGAGUAAACAUAAAAGCUCAGAUGAAAAAGACAAUAAGGGUUUGAUUUCAACAGAUAUAACUUCUAAAGUACAGGAGAUCUUUGCAAGGGACACUAAAGACAAUUCUACCAAAGAUAAUAAGGAGGAACCCAAGCCUUCUGUGUCUGAGGAUCGAGACAUUACAGUGCAAACAAAACCUGUAAUUCCAACACUCAUAACCCCCGCCCUAAAUAUGAAUGAUCCAGCAAGCCGACUUCAGUAUUUUAAAGAACUGUCGGCAAAGAGAAAGGACCCAAAAAUAGGAACAGAGUCUCUUAUCAAAAGUCAGGAGCCACCCUCAAAAAAGCCUGACCUACCCAAUAUUCCACAAAGUCCUGUUAACACAGUUUCAGUUGUUCCAGCUGUUCCCCCUGCAGAACCAACCCCAGCAUCAACAAUGCAAACAGAUCUUGCUAAAAAGCCCCCAGUAGUCACAACAAAGUUUCAAUCUUCUGGUCUUAGUUCAGACAAAACACAUAGGGAUAACUCAGUGCUAAAGGAGGAGUCCACAGAAACAGCAAAAAAAGAGCCAUCUAAGGAAUCAAAGUCACUAAAGCCCAUUCCUUCACCCAAGUUCUUCAAAAGAGAUCACCUGAAACCUUUCAAAAGUUCUCACUCACGUCAUACAUCAUGUGGUGAAGACAUUCUUACAGAUGCAACAGAUGCCGAAAAAAGUGAACUUAAGAAGUCUCGAAGCCUUAGCAUAUCAACCAUGCCACACACAGAGUCCAAGGCAAAUCUUAGCUUGAGUCGACAUGGCUCCAACAGCUCCCUCAACCUUAUGAGCUCAGAGAGCAAGGACACAAAGCCUCUUGAUUUCUUUAAGAAGCAUACUCAGAGACUUAAGGGUAUGCUUGGGACAAAGGGUGAGAAAAAGAAUGCAAAUCCUGUAGAAGACAAGCAAAUGAAAACUGUUCCAGAGAAUGUAGAAGAGUCUUCUUCCAUUGGGAAAGAAACCCAACCUGAAUUAACAUCAGCAUCUGAAAAUCCUAAAUCCACAAAUAAAUCCAAUCAGGCUCGCUAUCAGUCCUCUACCUCCACUGCCCUAUUCAGUAGCAACCUCAGGGAUGAUACUAAGGUAAUCCUUGAGCAAAUUUCUGCAAACAGUCAAAAGAAUCGACAAGAACUGACCAAACCAUCUGAAGAGACAGAAAUCUGUGAAAGGGAACAUGGAGUUAAUGUUUCAAACUUGGAUCACCAGGCAACCUCACGAUACCAAAGCCGAAACAGGUUUGGUAGACCUCCAGUCAAUCCUCAGGAGCGAGACACUCUGCUGAAGAGAAUAGAGAGUAUGCGCAAGGAGAAGAAAGUCUACAGUCGCUUUGAGAUGGGGAAUAACCUUGGAUAACAAAACAUGGUGGAGGGGGCAUAAAGUCUGCGAAAAAAGACCUUAGAAAAUUCGAAAAAGUGCCAGUCACUGAUGGGGAAAAAAAGACAUAGAACCUUCAAAAAAAAAGAGCAUGGAAACAGCAUAACCUCAAAUAUGAGGUGGUUCACUGAAGCGGGAGGAAUAUCCCUCAGACUGUGCCAAUCUGAGCCUACAGUCUCAUGUUGCCCUUUUACAGCAGUAGUGCACACUUCCUUAUAAAAGAAAUCAAAUGUUAUCCCUGCUGAAAAAAACAACAAACAACAAAACAAGGCCAAACAAGUGUCGGAUAUUUUAAGUUUCUAUACUUUCUACCUGGACCAACGUUUCUUAGUGAUAUGUAUUUAGAUGUAAUGUAAGGGCUAUUUUUUUUAAUGAAUGAUCAAUAUUGCCCAUUUUUAAGUGUGGUACAGCAGGCUAACAUGCCUAGACAGAAGGUUAUAGCAUGGUAUGCAAAAAAAACCAAAAACAUUUUCUAAUAUGCAUCAUGCAAGUGCCACACCUGUGAGCUUAGCUGUGCCAGUGGAACACAGACAUUAAAAAGACCAAGCAAAGUUGGUUAGGACAAACCUCAGUUUGAGGAAAACAAGGCAAUUUUAGAAUGUAGAAGUGAAUGGCAUUAGAGGUAAAAGAGACUGGGGAUGUGAGUGGAAAAUUUCAAAGCAGGACAUUGAUAGCAAGAGAGACUGGAAAAUGUGUAGGAAAAGAGUUGUUUAUGGUUUGUUUUUAUUAAACUCACAAUUAAGAUGCAACCAAGAACUGAUUUGCAGCAUACAAUUUUGCAAAACACAUUUUCAGCAUUUUUGCAGAUAAACUGAAGUAUUUAUGAGCUUCAGUGCUCUUCUUAAGUAUAGGAACAAUAUACUAUUUUUUUAAUAUAUAUUCAACCUCCAUUGAUUUAUGAUAAACACAAUAUGAUUUUUCAUAUUUGGGUCUUUCUGAAUAUGUUUUUAUCAUUGUUAUUAUAUGUCUGCUUGAAUACUUAUGGAGAGCACUUAUGAAUAUAAAAGUAGAAACUGACAUUUUUUAAUUAACCAGGCAAUUACAAAAUAAUAGAUGGUUAGUUAAUAAUUACUAUCUCAGGGCUGGGCUUGGGCUCUGUUAUAUCAAAGCAAAGUUAUUAUGGUACCAGACUGACUGGUAGUACUGAAGACCAAAGAACUCCCAAAGCAUUCAACCAGGUGCAUGCUGUAAUAGACUAGAUUUUUGCUAAAGUAUAUCAAAUUUCCCUGGUGAUUAUUUGUUGGUUAAUGAUGAGGAAAGCGACUUUUGUCAUCUUGAUAUAUUCGGUGUGAGAAAUUCAGUCAAGCAUUUUGUACAUUUUGUAUAAUGUCAACAAAUAAAGAAAUUCUGAACUGAUAA